Molecule: messenger RNA, 1781 nt
Organism: Salvelinus namaycush (lake trout)
Lineage: Eukaryota; Metazoa; Chordata; Actinopteri; Salmoniformes; Salmonidae
Product: piggyBac transposable element-derived protein 4-like
Exons: 4
Coding region: 6-1781 (591 amino acids)
Source: RefSeq, a predicted model, not a curated record
AAGAAAUGUUUUUGGAAGGAAAAGAUCCACUUUUAGACCAUGGCACUGAUUCCGACUGGGAGCCCCCAGCGCCAACUUGUUCAUCCAGCUGGACCCCUGCUGUCUCUGGGCCAUCUACAGGUGUGAAGGCACCGACAAAGAAGCGGAAGAGGGGAAGUGUGCCACCUGCUAACAAAGGGACAGAAGGGCGUUGGCACACUGUCCUAGAAGAUGAUGUGGAGCCACCCCAACCAACUUUUCGGCCGAAAAGGAAGCCAGGACCUCAGGUGAACUCGACCACAAUUUACAGCCCCCUUCAGCUUUUUCAGUUGUUUUUCACACAAUCCGUUGUAGAUUCGCUCGUGUCUAACACGAAUAAGUAUGGGAAGAAGAAGCAGGCAGGCAAAAAGGUAGCAUGGAAGCCCAUAUCCAUGUCAGACUUUUUCUGCUACCUUUCACUGGUCAUCUACAUGGGGAUGGUGAAGCUGAAAAGCCUGACGGACUACUGGAAAACGUCAUCACUCGACCAACUGCCUUUCCCCAUGACUGUUAUGUCCUGCAAAAGGUUUCUGGUUCUUUCACAGGCGCUUCAUAUCAGUGACCCAAAGGUUGAUGAAGAGAAUGACAAGAAGAGAGGCACAGCAACGUUUGAUAGACUGUGCAAAAUCAAACCUCUCUACUCCAGCAUUGUUGAGGCCUGCAAGACGUACUUUCAGCCAGCCCAGAACGUGUCAAUCGAUGAGAGGAUGGUAGCCUCAAAGGCCAGAAUUGGCCUCAAACAAUACAUGCGAAACAAACCAACCAAGUGGGGUUACAAGCUGUUUGUGUUGGCUGAUUCUGUGUGUGCCUACACAUGCAAUGUUUUUGUCUAUGAGGGGAGGAACAGUUUUGCUACCGGUAAGGGACUUGGCUAUGACUCUGUAAUGGAGUUAUUGGAUUUUCAACUGCUAGGGAAGGGCUACAAACUGUUUGUGGAUAACUUCUACACAAGCCCUACCCUGUUUGCAGACCUGAGGAAGCGGGAAUGGAUGGAUACCAGAGAGGUGGUGAUGUGCACAACAAUCCACAAGUCCUUCAGUGGGGAUCAUGUGGUCAGACAUGUCAAGGAUGGUGCCGGGGUAUGGACCACCAAAAAUGUCCCCAUUCCAACUGCAGUAAAGGACUACAACAAGAGCAUGGGAGGUGUGGACCUAUCAGAUGCGCUGAUAGGCUAUUACAAUGUUCUGCAUAAGACAAUGAAAUGGUACAAGACCUUCUUCUAUCAUUUCAUCGACAUUGCUGUGAGGCACGAGCAGGAAGCUGGGGAGUUCAAGGCACAGGUGGAGAGAACCAGGGAGCUGGCAUCGAAAGCCGAAAAAGAUAAGCUACUGCUAGCCGAGGAACUGUGUGUGAGAACAGAUAAAUUGGAAGAUCUGGCUAACACUUAUAACAAAGAACGCAAACAAACUCUUGACCAAGUCCGUAUCCGAAAGGAACAACUCGUUUUAGCCAAAACUAAAUACGAUGAAGUCCACGCAAAACUAGAUGAAUCUGACGAGCUAGCUAGAAACCGGGGCGAGCAACUUGAUGCCCUGCAAACGGUUGUGAAUGAAACCCCUCAAAGCAAUAAUGUUCUAUUCCAAAAGCUGCAGACCAAAGACGAUCAGUUAAUGAACACAAUGACCAAGUUGGAGGACAAAACAGCAGAACUCAUUGAAGUCGCUGAUUUAAUGAAGGAUGAGAAAAACCAGGUGAGAAAGUUGGAAAAUGUGACCUCUAAACAAAAGGACAUCGCAUCACUGGAUCUUUCACUCCACACUUGA